Merops nubicus (carmine bee-eater) is the source of this 765-nucleotide messenger RNA. It is a transcript of the gene SLC35E3, whose product is annotated as solute carrier family 35, member E3. The transcript has 4 exons. Gene Ontology annotation, cellular component: Golgi apparatus. The annotation marks the transcript as partial. Gene Ontology annotation, molecular function: antiporter activity; nucleotide-sugar transmembrane transporter activity. NCBI's taxonomy places the organism in Eukaryota, Metazoa, Chordata, Aves, Coraciiformes, Meropidae. The record is from RefSeq and is a predicted model, not a curated record.
GUCCCCAUCACGCUGGGCGUCUUCCUUAACUCCUACUACGAUGUGAAGUUCAACGUCCUCGGGAUCGUGUUCGCCACCUUGGGUGUCUUGGUGACCUCCCUCUACCAAGUGUGGGUGGGAGCUAAGCAGCAUGAGUUGCAGGUAAACUCUAUGCAGUUGCUGUACUAUCAGGCACCAAUGUCCUCAGCUAUGUUGUUGUUCAUCAUACCCUUCUUUGAGCCAGUCUUUGGAGAAGGGGGAAUAUUUGGGCCCUGGACACUUUCCGCUGUGAUAAUGGUACUGCUGUCUGGGAUAAUAGCCUUUAUGGUAAACUUGUCCAUUUACUGGAUCAUUGGAAAUACGUCACCUGUCACGUAUAACAUGUUUGGACAUUUCAAGUUCUGCAUUACCCUCCUGGGAGGGUGCCUCUUAUUUAAGGAUCCACUGUCUGUUAAUCAAGGCCUUGGGAUUCUGUGCACAUUGUUGGGCAUUUUAGCUUACACUCACUUCAAGCUGAGCGAGCAGGAAAGCAAUAAGAGUAAAUUGGUUCAGCGUCCAUAAAGCAAGAGUUUCUGGAGAUUAAUAAUAUUGUGAAGGAAAACAAGUCUUUAAAUAUGCAUUGGUUCUAGAAUGCACAAAAUUGCCUCGUUCAUUUAGAUCUAUGGUUUUAGUUUAACUACCAGGAUCAUUAUUCUGUAACUAAAGUAAAUGAACUGAAUUAUGUAAAAUGCUGGGAUUUUGCCAUCUCAGUCCAUCCUGUUGUUUUCAUUAAGUCUAAAUGGUAAC